Solenopsis invicta (red fire ant) is the source of this 1225-nucleotide messenger RNA. RefSeq names its product transmembrane protein 208. NCBI's taxonomy places the organism in Eukaryota, Metazoa, Arthropoda, Insecta, Hymenoptera, Formicidae. Gene Ontology annotation, cellular component: intracellular membrane-bounded organelle. Gene Ontology annotation, biological process: vacuolar protein processing. The transcript is spliced from 5 exons. The record is from RefSeq and is a predicted model, not a curated record. The coding region runs from base 99 to 617 and encodes 172 amino acids.
CUGGUUAUCGCUCUUGACUCUGUCAUUCCACAUUAGUGAUUCUGUAAUGUCAUUUCUACAUUGAGUUAAAGCAUUUUUUGAUAGAAAGCGCGAACAAGAUGACGACGAAGAAAGGUAAAGUGUUGACCAAGGGAGCAAAGCAGAUAAGGGAGGAGAAUGUCUCUACACUGAGCUUCUACAUGUAUAUGGCUUUAGGCGCAAUGGCAAUUCACUUUGCCGUGACGAUGAUGCUGUUUGAAUUCACCACACUGAUUAUAAGUCUAACAGUGUUUUCUGCAAUUGUAUAUAUAGGAAGUUAUCAAUUCAUGUCGUAUAUGGCUCGUGCCACAUAUUCGGAAACUGGUCAGCUCCUGGACCCUGGUGUUGAUCUCAAUAUGGAAGGUGGUAUAGCAGAGCAUGUCAAAGAUUUAAUUAUAUUGACAUCAGGAGUGCAACUCCUGUCCCUUAUGUCAAACUAUUUCUGGUUAUUGUGGCUUUUGGUACCACUGAGAGGAAGUUGGAUGCUUUGGAAGCAGAUUUUAGCUCCAUGGUUCUUUGCUCAGCCCCAAGAACAAUCUGAGAUGAGUGAAAAAAAGAUGCGUAAAAUGGAGAGGAAAAUGGCGAAGCGAUAUCAAUAAGAACUUCUCAUUGCUGUGCAAUAAGAACAUUUUAUUAAAUGACAAUUGAUUUAAUCAGGGGAUAGGUAGUAAAUUCAAGAAAUAAUGGGAAGAGGAAGAAUGUUAAGAUUUUUUCUUGAUGUCUAGAACAUUGAGAUUGUGGGAUGGGUUCGACAUCUAUACAAGGUAAAUAUUAAAUAGGACAAAACUUUGAAAGUUUUAAAAUGUACAAAACAGGGAAACAAUUUUAUAGGAUUAGGAGGAAUCGCAAAUUGGGGAACGGAUUUUUCUUGCUUCUUUGCAUUCCGAAUAAUUGAUUCUCAGCAGACUGUAAUCCUGUUUACAUGUUUAAAAGAGUCGAGAUUAUAAAUUUUUUUAUUUAGUAAUAUUUAUAGAUUUAUUCCUAUAUAAGUCGAAGACAACGCGAAAUUUAUUAUUUGUUAAAUGUAAUUAAAUGAAUUCGUUUAAGAAGAUACAUUAUAUUACUAUAAUUAUCUUCAUUGGCUUAUAAAGGAAUAAAAUUGUUCCUGGUGAAGAAGUAUCUCGACACGUUCAUUUUUCAUUUAUCUUUGUUAAUUAUGCUAAUGUAAAUUAUCUUUUUUAUAAUUAUAGCAAUAAUACUAUAGUAA